Molecule: messenger RNA, 336 nt
Organism: Pelobates cultripes (western spadefoot toad)
Lineage: Eukaryota; Metazoa; Chordata; Amphibia; Anura; Pelobatidae
Source: the annotation of a GenBank genome assembly
AUGGACUGCAAGAUUCUUCUGGCGAGCCCUCUGCCAUUGCUCGGAUUGUCAUCUUGGGCCUCACCCAAGCCACCUAAUCCAGACCGUCUCCUGCGCCCCACCGACACCGCUGGCGAUGCUUCAGCCCCAGAUCCGCCGCCGGUGACUCCCCGGCUCUGCUGCCGCCUUCGACCACCCUGCCUCACCAGAUUGGGGGAUAAGCGCAACGGAGGCCUGGCCCUCCGCCCGCCUGAAACCACAACGCCAUCCACCACAGCUCCCGCUGCUGUCUUCGAAGUUGUCUCCACUCCAGACAUCAGGGCCACUAGCGCCCCCGGCCCAUGGGAUGCCUGGUAG